Molecule: messenger RNA, 6411 nt
Organism: Mus musculus (house mouse)
Lineage: Eukaryota; Metazoa; Chordata; Mammalia; Rodentia; Muridae
Gene: Plekhg3
Product: pleckstrin homology domain containing, family G (with RhoGef domain) member 3
Exons: 19
Coding region: 303-4328 (1341 amino acids)
Biological process (GO): regulation of cell migration; regulation of establishment of cell polarity
Cellular component (GO): cytoskeleton; cytosol
Molecular function (GO): actin binding; guanyl-nucleotide exchange factor activity
Source: RefSeq, marked validated
CCCUCCCUCCCGCCGCAGCCUGGACUCCGGCCGCAACUUCCUGCCCGGUGCUGGGGAACCGUGCGCAUUUCGGGGGUCCCCCGGCGUCUGGUGCUCGCAGCGAGCAGAGGCUGGGACCGCGGGGCGGCCAGCCGUGGGCGGGAGCGGCCGGCGGCCUCUGCCGCUUCCGAGAGCGACUUUCAAACUCGAGCCCGCUUCGCGGCGCCACCUGGGCAGCCCCGCGCGCCUGGCGCGUCGCGAGCCGGCGGGGCGGCCACCGCUUGAAUCUCCCCGAGGUGACAGCCCCAGGCAGCGAUGCCAGGAUGCCCGUCUCCACUGCCCUCCACCAAGAUGGCAGCCAGGAGCGGCCACGAAGCCUAGUGUCCACCACUUCUUCAUCUGGCUCCUCCCGUGACAGUCACAGUGCCAUGGAGGAGCCCACUGGCUCGGAGGCUUCAGCCCAGAAUGGGACAGGCUCCCCUUGGGACCGGCAUGUUCCCAACAGCAACAACAACUCCAGUGGCUGGCUGAACAUGAAGGGACCUCUCUCCCCAUUCAACGGCCGUGCAGGGACAAGUCCUGCCUACCACAAGCUCAGCUAUCUGGGCCGGGUGGUGAGAGAGAUCGUGGAAACAGAGCGCAUGUAUGUGCAGGACCUACGGAGCAUUGUGGAGGACUACCUCUUGAAGAUCAUUGACACUCCAGGACUCCUGAAGCCAGAGCAAGUCAGCGCCCUCUUUGGGAACAUAGAGAGCAUAUAUGCACUGAACAGCCAGCUUCUCAGAGACCUGGACAGCUGCAAUAGUGACCCUGUGGCAGUGGCCAGCUGCUUCGUGGAAAGGAGCCAAGAGUUUGAUAUAUACACUCAGUAUUGCAACAACUACCCCAACUCAGUGGCAGCCCUCACAGAGUGCAUGCAAGACAAGCAACAAGCUAAGUUCUUCAGAGAUCGGCAGGAGCUGCUGCAGCACUCCCUGCCUCUGGGCUCCUACCUGCUGAAGCCGGUCCAGCGCGUCCUGAAGUACCACCUGCUGCUCCAGGAAAUUGCCAAACAUUUUGAUGAGGAAGAGGAUGGCUUCGAGGUGGUGGAGGAUGCCAUCGACACCAUGACGUGCGUGGCCUGGUACAUCAACGACAUGAAGAGGAGGCAUGAGCACGCAGUUCGGCUACAGGAGAUCCAGUCACUGCUCAUUAACUGGAAGGGACCGGACCUGACCACUUACGGGGAGCUGGUCCUGGAAGCCACCUUUCGUGUGCACCGCGUGCGCAAUGACAGAACUUUCUUCCUCUUUGACAAGAUACUGCUCAUUACCAAGAAGCGAGGCGACCACUUUGUCUACAAGGGCCACAUUCCGUGCUCCUCACUGAUGCUGAUCGAAAGCACCAGAGACUCUCUCUGCUUCACUGUCACCCACUAUAAGCACAGCAAACAACAAUACAGUAUCCAGGCCAAGACCGUGGAGGAGAAACGGAGCUGGACUCACCACAUCAAGAGGCUCAUCUUGGAGAACCACCAUGCCACCAUACCCCAGAAGGCCAAGGAAGCCAUCUUGGAAAUGGACUCCUAUUAUCCCAGUCGGUAUCGCUGCAGCCCAGAGCGGAUGAAAAAGGCCUGGUCCUCCCAGGAUGAGGUGUCUAGCCACGUGCGCCAAGGACGUCGGCAGUCUGAGCCUGGUCAUACCCUGUUCAGCAGGGCAACACUCCCCAGCAGGCAGCAAGGAUUCGAGAUGCCAGGCCUUAAGGGCCGUAGAAAGUCGGAGCCCACCAGACACCUGCUCAGGCAACUGAGUGAGAAAGCCAGAGCAGUGGGAAUGAAGCAUGCAGGCAGUGCUGGAGCCCUCUUGGACUUUGGGCAGCCAGCCCAUGCACAGAAGCAGCAGCCAGAGGCUGAGAGGGCCGCCAGGGAAGAGCUUGAGGAAGAGGAGGAGCUGGUGGAGGAGGAAGAACAGCGGCAGCAGAGCUUCUCGGGCUCCCUGGAGGGCCUUGCAGGGCAUGAUGGCAGCGAGAAGGUGCCUGGGCCAGAGCUCCCGGGCUCGGAGGAGGAGGAGGAGGAAGAAGAGAGUCUAGCAGUGGCGGAGCAGGGGAAGAGACACAGGGAGUCUGAAGGCUCUAAAGGCUGCAGAAGGCCCAGUAACCGGUCGCCAACCAGUGCGGAGAAGCGCAUGAGCUUUGAGUCUGUUUCUUCCCUGCCAGAGGUUGAGACAGAUCCUGAGCCUGGGGCCGAGCAGGAGGCCUUUGCGGCCUUGGAAGGUCCCAGCACAGAGGAGAUGCCUUCAGACCCAGAAUUUCCAGAAGCCCUGGAGACACAGCUUCAUGCCCCCAAGGGGCUGCUAGGAGUGGACAACCCAGCUGCUGUGGUGGACUUUGUGGAGCCUGAGGGGUCUGAAGACCUUAAGCCCCUGAGUAGUGAGGAGGAAGAAGAAGAGGAAAUGGAAGCCGCCCAGGAGCCUGAGAGCCUCCUGCCACCCUCUGUGCUGGACCAGGCCAGUGUCAUUGCUGAGAGAUUCGCCAGUAGCUUCUCUCGGCGGAGCAGCCUGGCAAUAGAGGAUGGCAAAUCCAGUGGUUUAGGGACACCACGGCUUAUCAGCCGGAGCAGCAGUGUGCUUAGCCUGGAGGGCAGUGAUAAGGGCCUAGCCCGAUGGAGCAGCAUCGGGGACUCCCUCAGCAACCCACCCACCCCAGAAGUGAUCAUUGGUGCAGACAUGGUCACAGACAAUGGCCCUUCUGUCAAUGGGACAGAAUCUCCAAGUGCAGGCUCAGGCUGCCCCACGGAACAGGACAGAUCUUCCUGUAAGAAAAAAGAAUCAGCGUUGUCUACCCGAGACCGUCAGCUGCUGGACAAAAUUAAGAACUACUAUGAAAAUGCAGAGCACCAUGAUGCUGGCUUCAGCAUCCGUCGGCGGGAGAGCCUCUCCUAUAUCCCUAAAGGAUUGGUGCGCAGCUCUGUGUCCAGAUUCAACAGCCUUCCCAAGCCAGAUUCAGAGCCAGCAGCUCCAGUUGGGUACAAGAGGCCGGGGAGUUCUCGUCCAGCCUCAUGGACCUUGUUUGACCUUCCAGGUCCCAGGACAGACAAAGGGGACCCAGCUCCUAUCACAGAUGCUGAGUUCUGUCCAUCUUCAGAAAUUGCAAAGAUAUGGGAAAGAAUGGAGUCUUCAGAGAGAAGUCCACGGACAGGGUCUGGCCAGAGCCAGGCCAAUGGCUUUGAGCUACAAGAGCCACUGUUCAUCUUGGAGGAGCAUGAACUGGGGGCCAUCACUGAGGAGUCUGCUGUCGCCUCUCCAGAAAGUGCCUCCCCCACCGAGCAACCCAGCCCAGCCCACCUGGCCCGGGAGCUCAAAGAGCUGGUGAAAGAGCUGAGCAGCAGUGUCCAGGGGGAGCUGGUUACCCCACUGCACCCCCGGAUUGUGCAGCUCUCCCAUGUGAUGGACAGCCAUGUGAGUGAGCGGGUCAAAAACAAGGUCUACCAGUUGGCCCGCCAGUACAGCCUCCGAAUUAAGAACAUCAAGGCAGCUAGGCCACCUCUACAGUGGGAAAAAGUCACUCCUGACCAAGAGGAGCAGGUCCCUUCCAUUUCUGGCCUGCCUGAGGAAGCUGGAGAGCUGUCAGGGGGCAAAGCCAGGAGGAAGCCUGUGCUAUCCCUCCUCAGCUAUGAGCAGCUGGUGGCUCAGGAGCAUGGCACGUCCAAGUCUUCCGCUGCCGUGGAAACCUCUCCACGCCGUUUCUCCUUCAGCCCUUCUGCUGUUAGCCCAAGAACCACCUCACCUGGGGCUCGGUCCUCUGCUCGGAGCCCCCUCAGCCCCUUUGACACCGAGACCUUCAAUUGGCCUGAUGUCCGGGAGCUCUGCUCCAAAUAUACUUCCCACGACAAGACUGCUCAGGUCGAGAGCAGCUGGCCCCGUAGCCUGCUGGUCAACAGGAGUCGCUCCCUGCCCGAGAACAUCGUAGAACCUCCCAUGUCUGGCAAGGCGGACCGCUGCUGUGGCCUGAACACCCACAGGCGCCUGGGAGAUGGGGAAGCCUCCCAGCCUCCACUUCCUGAGUCUCCUCCCCAAAGCCAGCUGAAUGGAGGCGACGCCCUGUAUGUCACCGCAGACCUUACCCUGGAGAACAACCAGCGAGUGAUCAUUAUGGAGAAGGGGCCCCAUCCUAGCUCCACCGUGGGGCUGGAGGAAGACAGUGGGAAGGAAUCAAGUUCCCCAGUGGCUUUGAAGGGACAGGGCCAAGGUUUCCAGGCGUCUGCAGAGUACCAGCCCAAAGAACACGGUCCCAGGGACUCAGCAGACACAAACAAACAGGGUAGAGUGAGAAACCUGAGGGAGAAGUUCCAGGCCUUGAACUCUGUGGGUUGAUUGACUCCUAAAGGAGAGAACAGCCACGUGGAGGUUGGAAGGACCUGGCAUGCUCCCCCCACACCCACACCCCCCUAGGCCUGGCUCAUUAAGGCUGAUCCUCCACUCUUCUGGAAGAGUGGUUUGGAGUGGAGUGUGAACUCACCUGUUACCUGUGCUGGCCCCUCCCCUCCCCUCCCCUGGGAGGUCCCAGGAUGACUGACUUUCCUUAGGUCCAGAUGAGCUACUUACCUUCUCUGUAAAUACUUCUCUGAUAAGAAGCCAACUGUUUUAUCCUGCCCAGGGAGGGCGAGCACUGCCCUGGCUUUCCUUACUGGCUGGCCACUGCCUGGCUGAGAACCCAAGGGAGAGACCUAGGAAGCAGCCCGGGCAGGCUUUGCCCUUUAACUGCCUUGUCAUAGGACCCAGGCAGGAAUGAGGCCAAUAAUUUAUUGCUUUAUAUCCUGUGGUGUGUGUGUGGGUGUGUGUGUGUGUGUGUGUGUGUGUGUGUGUGUGUGUGUGUGUGUCUUGUAAAGAAUGUAAUGGACUUAGUUCAGGUACUCUCGAAGGUUGUCUUGCUGGCCCUGUGGUGGUUGCCAAUGGACACACAUUUCAUUCUUUACCUAUGGUAUAAUAACCACUGCUGACCAACCAACCUGUGUGUGGCCUCCUUCCUGGGGACAUGGAUGCUCACUCAAAUGUCCGGGCACAGCAGACAAGAUAACAAGGGUGCUCACGGGUCAGGUGGGGUACAGAGUGUGAGGUGGGAUCUUGAUUCCUCCCAUGUUUGCCUCUGUGCAUUGCUUUGUCCACCCAAAGCGUCAUGUUCUGUCUCGGGUGAGAUUCCCACAUGGGAGCCUUGAGCUCUUUUCCCAAAGACAAAGUUGGGAAAAGCUGGAACCGACAGGGCGAGCAGAACCCUUCAGAUAAACGGGGUUUUCUAGGGUCCAGUGACUUUUACUCAUCUCUCCCUCUCAGGUCCCCAGGAGUGGGUGAGGGUCCUAAGGUUGAGGCUUAGCAAUGUCCUAAAGUGGUCUGCAGCGUUGUGGAGUGUAAGUGUAUUUUAUUGGAAUGGUUCCUGUUCUCAACAGCACCCACAGAAGUGUCUGGUUGCAAAAGGCCAGGAAUGCCCCAUUUCUAAAUGGGCUUUUUUUCUGCACAGAAGACCAGCUUUACUUUGGUUUCUGUCUAGGGUCAGAAAAGAGGGCCUUGGUGACAGACCAGUCCUUCUAGUGUACCUGCAAGUCUGCAGGGAGUAAAACCUGGGCAUCUUUCAAUCUAAGAGGAUGGAUUGGAUUGGAUCUGAACAUAGGAUGACCAUCAACCCCCACCCCACCCUGAUAUCGGGUGAGUGGUGGUCUCCUGGGCAGGAACAGAGCAGGCCUGCAGUAGCCCAUGCCCUCUCGGUCCUCUGCAACCACUGUCAGUCACUGAGAAGACAGCUACUGUUUUUGAGCAGGCCAGUCCCAGGAUAUGACACCUGAUAACGGCCAUAAAAGCAUUGGAUGGGUGACUCUAAGUCUUGUCCCAGCCUUGCUACCAGCUGGGUCACCCAACUAUGUACUUUCCUCAUCUACAGAUUGAAGGCUGGAUGAAUCACUGUUUCUCAAACUCAAUGACAGCAUCCAGGGGUGGAGCCUGGGCAGUUGUGGCUAAUGUCUUUUGGGUGAUCCUUACAGUCCAAGUGUAGGUGUGUCUAGGAACCUUGGACAGGGACAGUUGCAUUCACAGGCUCCUAUUAGAAUUACCUGAAGACCCUCUGAAACCUGGCAGUCCCAUGUCUCACCCAGGCCAAAUAAAACUGCCCCUCUGAAAAUGGAUCCCAGGACAGAUAGGAGAUCAGGUCCCUGCUCCUGGUAGUUAACAGCCUGAACAGUAGAUUGCUUAGAGACAACUUUGGCCUCGAGUUGAUUGAACUCAUGAAACGAACAAGCUUCCUCAGGGUCCCAGAUGGGAUCUAGUGCCUGGAUACCAGCAGUCAUCCCAUAAUACUCUGAGGAACAAAGUAAAACCCUAGCUGUCUCUCUGUUUCCAUGGUAUCUUCCCUCUGAUGUCCAGUUCAAAGGAACAAGAGGCUGGUCAAAUAAACAGAGACAAACACAGA